UUUGAGGGUCAGCCUCUUCUCUGGACUCUGCACUUGCAUGUGUGCAAAUAUCCUCAGCUGCUGAAAUUCAGACACAGCCAGAGCAGGUGUCAUCACAGUCGCACACAGAAGAGUUAUCAUGACCAAUUUUGACGACAUCUUGGAGGAGGCCGGUAAAUUCGGCAGGUUUCAGAAGCGCAUCUUUGCCCUGCUAUGUAUGGCGUCCAUGCCGUUUGCUGGUGUGUAUGUGGGUGUUGUGUUCCAGGGCUUCACUCCAGACCACUGGUGCCGUGACCCUGGGUUGGAGCAGCUCAGAGAAAACUGCGGCUUGGCUCUAGAGAAGGCCCGCAGUCUCAUCCUGCCUUUAGUCAACAGCUCUGCUGGUGUGCUGCCCAGCCAGUGCCAGAGAUAUGAUGUGGACUGGAACUUCACCGACCUGACCUGUGAGAACCUGGACAGGGAUAUUACGGAGGCCCAGCAUGCUGCCUGGCCCAUAACUUCCUGCAAUAAUGGCUGGGAUUAUGACUAUGAGGGCAGAGAGUCCUUUGUCACUGAGUUUGAUCUGGUCUGUACUGAUUCCUGGUUGGUGGACGUCUUCCAAGCAAUACUUGGAGUGGGCUUCUUAGUGGGCAGCGUUUCCAUCGGAUUCUUAGCUGAUAAAUUUGGUAGAAAAGUGAGCUUCCUGGUGUCCAAUGUCCUGAAUGCACUUACAGGGAUUCUGGUGGCCAUAUCUCCAAACUACAUUUCUCUGGUGGUGUUCCGAGCUCUUCAAGGCUUUGGGGUUAAGGGAGGUUGGAUGGUGGCCUAUGUGCUGAUCACAGAGCUGGUGGGAGUGGAGUACAGGAGGGUGGUGGGGGUGCUCUUUCAGAUGGUCUUCAGCUGCGGCCUCAUUGUACUGGCCCUCAUCGCUUACCUCAUCCCUAACUGGCGCUGGCUCCAGGUGGCCUUCACACUACCCUACAUUAUCUUCGUGUCUUACUACUGGUUUGUUCCUGAGUCACCAAGAUGGCUUCUCUCUCAGAACAACUCCAGCAAAGCUGUAGAGAUCACUGAGGCAUUGGCCAAAGAGAAUAAGAAGACACUCUCCAAGAACAUUAAGACACUGAAGGAUGAUAACGCACACUCCGCUUCUGGCUCUUUCAUGGACUUAAUCAGAACUCCCAACAUAAGAAAGUACACCCUCAUUCUGAGCUUCAACUGGUUUACUAGUGCGGUGGUUUAUCAGGGCCUGAUCAUGCGUCUAGGAAUUCUGGGAGGAAAUGUCUACAUUGACUUCCUGAUCUCAGGAAUAGUGGAGUUCCCCGCAGCCUUCCUCAUCCUCUUCACCAUUGAACGCGUUGGCCGACGCCUUCCAUUUGCAACGGCCAACAUUGUGUCUGGAGCCGCCUGCCUAAUCACAGCUUUUAUUCCAGAGAGUUUGUUAUGGCUGAAAACAGUGAUGGCUUGUGUUGGCAGACUGGGCAUCACUAUGGCCUUUGAAAUGGUUGUGUUUGUGAACACUGAACUGUACCCAACCUUCAUCAGGAAUCUGGGUGUGUCUGUCUGCUCCACUCUGUGUGAUAUUGGAGGGAUUGUAGUUCCCUUCCUGCUUUACAGACUGGCUGUCAUCUGGCUGGAACUGCCACUCAUCAUUUUUGGUGUCCUGGCAGUCAUUGCUGGUGGACUGGUACUGCUGCUGCCUGAGACCAAAGGAGUGCCUCUACCAGAGACCAUUGAUGACAUUGAAUACCCAAACAGAAACAAAGAAGAUACAAAGACGAGUCACCAGCUGGAGAAUCUAUUGCCCUCAGAUGUGACAACUAACAAAGAGAAAGUGGUUGUCUGAGCUAAUUUAUUUUAUUCUGGGGAAUUUCAGCCACACCUACGUAGCUUAAUGUGCUGUGCACUCUCUUCAAAUCAGAGAAAAGGUUUUUGUAAAAUGGACCCAGUGAGGAGUUGCUGCAUAGGUAGGCUGCUCUUCAGUACUAUGGGUUAUCCAUAGAGUGGCUGCAGUGCUGUACCAUGCAUAAUUUCAAGGCACAAAGACUGAUGAGUGUUGCAUAAUAAACAGAAAUGUACUUUUUUGGUAAGUGUAAAAUUAAUUUUCAAUGUAACAUAAGAAAUAAGGAGAAAUUUUGCUUGUGUAACCAAUUCCCAUGUCACUAUAGGCUUUAGAUGGAGACUGUAGCCUGUAAUUUCUUUUUGAUGGGACUGUCCUUCCAACAAGGUCCAUUUAGAUGUUCUGCAUUCUCUGUUUUGUGUGUUACUUUGUUUUUUUGUUCUUUUAAUUUAUGUAUUCUGUGUUCUCUGUGGUUUUUCUUUUGUAGGUCAAAUAGCGUAUUUUGUAAUGAAUGAUUGGAAUAAAACUUUGACCUAUUUGUUGUGAUUAUUGUGAUUAAAUAAGCACUCCAGAGCCUAAA
This is a messenger RNA of Pygocentrus nattereri (red-bellied piranha), 2378 nucleotides long. Its product is annotated as solute carrier family 22 member 2-like. Lineage: Eukaryota; Metazoa; Chordata; Actinopteri; Characiformes; Serrasalmidae. Gene Ontology annotation, biological process: transmembrane transport. The record is from RefSeq and is a predicted model, not a curated record. Gene Ontology annotation, cellular component: membrane. Bases 119 to 1804 code for a protein of 561 amino acids. The transcript is spliced from 11 exons.